AUGCAGAAUCUUAUCAUCUACAAUGUGACCAUCUUAUUCUUCUGCCUUGUGUUUUCGGUAUCGGUGAAAAUAAGCCCUUGUGCAAAAUGGAAUACCAAUGGAGUCACAAUAGCCGGUAGCGGUAUUGCUGGAAAUUUUUCAACUCAGCUCGCACUGCCCCAUGGAAUUUUCAUUGACAAAAAAACUAACACCUUGUACGUAGCUGAUUUCGGCAAUAAGCGCGUUCAACAGUUUCCGCUUAAUCGACCAUCGACUGGUGGUAUCACUGCUGUAUCCAACGUGGUCGAUCCAAACAGGAUCUAUGUUGAUGAUGAUGAUGAUGAUGAUGAUACGGGACCGACAAUCUACAUUGCUGUUUUUAUUGGUAAUCGAGUCGAAAAAUGGACCAAAGGAGCAACACGCGGAGUCCAAAUCGGUGAUGAAUGUCGCUCGUGUUCGGGAGUGUCGGUUGACAGAGAGAAAAAUGUCUACAUGUCAGAGUCCGAUAGACAUCGUGUGCUUAAAUGGUCGCCUCGCACGAACACAACAAUAAUCGUUGCUGGAAAAACCGAUGACAGGGGAUCAUCGAGCGAACAGCUAAGUGAUCCCGAGGCGAUUUAUAUCGAUCAAACCAGUGGCACAUUGUAUGUGGCCGACUCUCGAAAUAAUCGCGUUCAAAAAUGGACGAAAGAUUCGCGAGAGGGUGUCACUGUAGCUGGAUCGAAAACGGAUAGCCCAGGAACAGAUGAUGGAUCGUUGGAUGAUCCGGGCGGUGUAUGGGUGGACGAAGAAACGAACAUUGUGUAUGUAGCGGAUACAUUGAACAACAGAGUGGUAAGAUGGCUACCCGAUUCAUCGAAAGGUGAUACGAUUGCUGGUGGAUUCGGUUCAGGCAAUGCAACGAAUCAAUUUAACACACCGAACGAUUUGACAUUUGAUAGUGAAGGCAAUCUUUACGUCUGCGACAAUUGGAAUCAUCGUGUACAAAUGUUUCAUAUCAUUGAUAAUCGACCAUGUACCCCAACAUCGACAGCGGAUACGACACUUCAAGUUUUGUGUCCAUCGAUACUACCAGCGACAACGACUCCAUCGCCAGUGGUGCCCGACGAUGGCAUUUGUACGAAUGCUACAUGGAACCCAAAUGGAGUCACUGUAGCUGGAGGAAAUGGCGAGGAAUCAUACAGACUGUACGUCCUAUAUCUAGAAAAUCUCUACGGUCUGUCUUUUCAUCCGGUGUGCAAAUCAUUUCAUCUGAGACAAUCGAAAGAUAUUUUAUUUUAGAAUAGACCAAGUUAAAAAUGAACAAAAUUCAAAUAUUGUCGUACAGUAGAUUCAAUUUCCAUUAAAAUUUUCUCGGGGUGGGUUGCAAAAUAUGUUUGCUGCCAUUGGAAGUCCUUUCUGCAUUGCUUCUAGGGUUCGGCUUUGAACCAACUACGCUAUCCUUGGGGAUUCUUUGUGGAUGAUGAUGCUGUCGUUUAUGUUGCGGACACUUGGAAUUUCAGAGUGGUCAAAUGGGCGUCUGGAGCAUUCAGUGGUCAAGUGAUGGCCGGCGGAAACGGGCAAGGCAAUCAGGAUAACCAGCUAAAAUAUGCUGCAUCUAUCAUAUAUGAUGUUGCACUAAGUUUACAUAGCUGCAAUCAUAAUGAAUAAGACGAAUGGUAGAACAUGAUUUUUGAACUGUGCUCUGACAAAACUUGCUGUCGACAAGAACGGAACCAUAUUUCUUUGUGAUCGUGAUAACAAGCGAAUUCAGCGGUGGUUUAAAAAUGACAAUCAUGGGCAAACAAUUAUUGCAAAUAUCUCAUGUUGGGGUCUGGCGAUGGAUAACAAAGAAACGUUGUAUAUCUCUGAUCUUGAGAAGCAUUGUGUAACGAAAUGGCCUGGUGAUCAGAUAGUUGCUGGUGGAAACGGACAAGGACAUGCACUUAAUCAACUCAGCGAACCUGCCGAUGUAUUCGUCGAUCAUGAUAGGUCAGUUUUCGUGGCCGAUUAUGCGAAUGAUCGUGUCAUGAAAUGGCCAGUCAACGCCAAAGAAGGCAUUGUUGUAGCUGGUGGUAACGGACAGGGGGAUAGUGUCAAUCAAUUGGAUGGAAUGAAAUAUUCAAGAAUGAUGUUAUCUCCUAGAAUAGCUACUCGUCAAUUUGACGAAUAAAGCGAAAUUCGUGGACUUUGAAAAACUCGUCCCCGUUCGGUUGUCAUUGACCACAUGGGUACCGUCUAUGUUGCUGACAGUAUAAAUCAUCGCAUCAUGCGUUGGCCCAAAGGCUCAAAAGCCGGUAAUGUCAUUAUAGGUGGACAAGGUAUAGGCGGUGGAAUAGCUCAA
Rotaria sordida is the source of this 2302-nucleotide messenger RNA. The record is from the annotation of a GenBank genome assembly. NCBI's taxonomy places the organism in Eukaryota, Metazoa, Rotifera, Eurotatoria, Philodinida, Philodinidae.